This is a messenger RNA of Punica granatum (pomegranate), 1949 nucleotides long. The record is from RefSeq and is a predicted model, not a curated record. NCBI's taxonomy places the organism in Eukaryota, Viridiplantae, Streptophyta, Magnoliopsida, Myrtales, Lythraceae.
GUAUACCUCAAUAAUAUCUUCUAACAAAAAAUACAUCAAUCGUUAGAAACCGAAUGAAAAAUUUAGCGGAAAAGAGAGAACUCUACUCUCAAGCCAAUACUCACAGCAAUUACCUUCUUUAUACAUAGUAUUGCAUUAUCUGAUGUCUCUCUGCUCCCUAAUACAUUUCGUCUCCUCUUCCCUAUAUAAACCAUCCCCAACUACCUAUUUUUCAUGCCAUACUAUCCUUCUCAUAUCUGAAUCAGCCCCAAACUACAGUAUACAUCAGUGCUCCAUUUCCUCAUUAUUCUCAUCAUCUCAAGGGCAGAGAUCGGAACAUUCGAUGGGCAGCCUCGACGCCCCAACUGCCGAGCUCUCUACUGGAUUCGAGCCCUUGGACCCUGAGCACUUCCGCCGCCAGGCCCACCAGAUGGUCGACUUCAUUGCCGACUACUACAAACGGAUCGAGACCUACUCAGUCCAGAGCCAGGCCUCGCCUGGGUACCUCCGGGCCCGCCUACCUGAGGCCCCACCCCACAACCCGGAGCCCUUAGAGUCUAUUCUCCGAGACCUAGAGGCUGAAAUUAUUCCCGGGAUCACCCACUGGCUCAGCCCCAACUUCUUCGCAUACUUCCCAGCAACGGCGAGCAAUGCUGCCUUCAUCGGCGAGAUGCUGUGCACGUGCUUCAAUACGGUCGGGUUCUCAUGGUUCGCCUCCCCUGCUGGUACAGAGCUGGAGAUGGUGGUCGUGGAUUGGCUGGCCCACAUGCUCCAGCUUCCUAAGUCGUUCAUGUUCUCCAACGGCACCGGCGGUGGCGGAGUGAUUCAGAACACCACCAGCGAGUCCAUCCUCGUCACCCUCGUGGCUGCCCGUGAUCGGGCCAUCGACUCCAUUGGAGCAGACUACAUGCAUAAGCUCGUAGCUUAUGGAUCCGAUCAAACCCACCCCACAUUCGCUAAGGCAUGCAAGAUUGUGGGAAUCCACCCGGGUAACAUCCGAUCAAUCCCUACGUCGAUGGAGACGGGAUUUGCCCUGUCCCCGGCCCUUUUGCGGGAGGCAGUGGCGGCAGACGUGGCAGCCGGGCUGGUCCCACUUUAUGUAUGUGCCACCAUGGGGACUGCCUCGACGACGGCAGUGGACCCAGUUGAGCCUACUGCUGAUGUGGCGGGAGAGUUCGGGAUGUGGCUCCAUGUAGACGCGGCCUAUGGAGGGAGCGCCUGCAUCUGCCCCGAGUUCCGGCACUACCUGAACGGCGUCGAACGGGCAGACUCCCUCAGCCUCAGUCCGCACAAGUGGCUGCUCACUUACUUGGACUGCUGCUGUCUGUGGGUCCGACAAUCGGGCUUGCUGGUCAAGGCCCUGAGCACUAACACGGAAUACCUAAGUAAUAGCCCGGCUGAGUCGGAAGUUGUCGUGCACUACAAGGAUUGGCAAGUGGGAACCGGACGCCGGUUCAAGUCGCUCCGGCUUUGGCUCGUCCUCAGGAGCUAUGGUGUUGCCAACCUCCAGGAACACAUCCGGUCCGACAUGAGAAUGGCGAGGAUGUUUGAGGUUCUUGUGAUGUCGGACCCACGGUUCGAGGUGGUUGUACCUAGGAACUUUGCCUUGGUAUGCUUCAGGUUGAGACCGACAGGCUCAGUCCAUGCAAACACACUGAACCAGAAGCUGCUGGAAUGGGUUAACUCCACUGGCCGGGCCUAUAUGUCGAACACGGUGGUGGGUGGCGUCUACGUGCUUCGUUUCGCAGUGGGGGCCACUCUCACGCAGGAGUGCCACGUGGUGGCGGCAUGGGACUUGAUUAGGCAAGGGGCUGAUGCGCUAUUAGAGGUCACCGGGAAAAAAAUAGAUUAAUUUCGGUUAAUAAACCGAGAAUAUCUUUUAAUCUUAAAAUAUAUAUUCAAUUAAAGAGGAUAUAUUGCAGUGAGAUACGUCUUCGUCUGACAAUAAAGAGAUUGUAAGUUUAAUACUU